AUGUUUAUUGAGCAUAAAAAAGCAAGUUGUUGUUUCUUGAAAUCACCGUUUACUUCAAAUUUAGAAAAUAACAAAUAUCCUUCAUUGUUACCAUCAUUAACAUCAUCAUCAACAUCGUCGUUUUCUUCUACACCUCCAUUGAUGACAUUAUCAUGUUCAAAUGUUAUGGACAAUAUUAGUAAUAAUAAUAAUGAUAAUAAUAAUAAUACUUUAUUAGAAUCACAAAAUAGUAAUACUAUCUUUUUAAAAUGUGUUCAAUGCUCUCGUAAAUUCACAACUCCAUGGACAUUUUUAAUGCAUGUUCAAGUUGAACACCAAUUAAUAUUUAUUGAUACAAUUGGAAAAUUUUCUAAAACAUAUGAACAACAAUUAAAAAGUACAUUAUCAUCAAAUGUUGAAGAAUUAUUGAAUGAAACUAAUGUUGAUGUUGAUGAUAAUGAUGAGGAUGACGAUGAUGAUGAUGAUGAUGAUGAUCAGUGUGAAAAUGGUGUACUGCAUACAAUUGAUAAAUUACUCUCAGAAAAAGUGAACAAUUCCGAUUCUGAUACAACAAUUACUUCUACUAUUACGAAUGAUGAUAAUAAAUAUAUUAGUCCUAAUAAUAAUAAUAAUACAAAUAGUACUACUGAUACACCUACUAUUACAAGUAACACUGCUCAUACCGAUAACAGCAGUAGUAUUAGUAUUAAUAGUAACAGUCAUAAUGCAUCAACACAAACUUAUCUAACUGGAAUUAAACAACACAGUAUACCUCAUAGAAAACGUAAAUAUGUUAGUUGUUGCAUAGGUGAAUCAACAGUGACUUGUAAUAGACUUAACAAUAUAAAAACUUGUUCAAACGUAAAAAGUUGUAAUCUUACACUUUCAUCGUGUUGUAAUAAUUUAUCGACAGGAAUAUGUCCAUAUAAUUUUAAUAGCAAUAAUAAUAAUAAUGAUAACAGUAAUAAUAGUAAUAAUAACAUUAAUGAUAAUAGUAGUAAUGGUAGUUCUAUGAAUUCUGAUAUAUAUGUCAGUGAUUAUUGUUGUACUACUGGAUCAAUUAUUUGUAAACCGACAACAUGUUCAAAUUUAUUAAAUACUAAUGAAAUAGUUACACAAGAUACAUCAAGAUGUACUGCAUCUACGGCAAUUGUUAGUUGUUGUAUGCGUAAACUUGUCUGUUGUACAUCAACACCGGUAACAUUACCAAUAUGUUGUGAUCGAUCAAUGCAAAAUGAAAUUAAUAAUAAUAAUAAUUUUAUUAUUCAAGAAACAAAAACUACCAAUACUGCUCGAAUUACAUGUUGUCCUUGUUCACCGAAAAGAUCAAUAAUCAGUCAGUCAUCUGAAGUACAAACUGAUUUCGAUCCAGAAUUCAGUUAUUCUGAUUAUGCUGAUUUAGCAAUGUUAUUAAAUGCAGCUACACCGACAACAAUUACAAGUCCAUUAAAUUCAAUAUUAUCACCACAAUUACCAUUAUUAUCAGAUAUGAUCAUACAACAAUCAUCAUCACCUCCAACAUCACCACAACAACAAAAUAAUGAUAAUGAUGAAUAUUAUCAAAAUAUUGAAUUAAAUUUAAAAAAUGACAUAAUUAAUAAACCUUAUAUUAAUGUUGUAAAUAGUAGUAAUUCUAAAAUAAAUGAUAAUUAUUUAUCACAAAUUGAUCAUAUCAAUAAUACAAAUACAGAUAUCAAUAAUGAUACUUCAAUUAUAUUGAAUAAUUCCUCAUCAUCAUCAUCGUCAACAAUAACGACAACAAAUGUUGACAUAGAUGUGACAAUGAAAUCAAUGCCUGUUUCAUCUGGAAAUGCUGUAAUUACAUCGAAUGUUAAUAAUAAUGAUAACAUGAUCACAUCCACUGCCAAUGUUAUCUUUCAAAUGCCAACAAUAAUGCAUACAAAUUUGAUUGCUUGUCCUAAUAUUGAUAAUAAAAGUAAUAAUAACAAUAAUGUCAAUAAGUAUUACUGUGAUUCAAUUCCACCAAGACGUUAUAUCUGUCGUGAUUGUGGUACAUCAUUUCGUCAAAAUGUUCACUUACGUAAACAUAUCAUGAUACAACAUACUAAAGUGAAACCAUUCAGUUGCCCUUAUUGUCAAUAUACAACUGUUGAAAAAAGUCAUCUUACUGUACAUAUACGUACUCAUACAGGUGAAAGACCAUUUAGUUGUCGUGAAUGUAAUUAUUCAUCCGCUCAAAAUUGUACAUUAAAAUCACAUUAUUUACGUAAACAUCCAACUAAUUUAAUUAAAUGUAAUUAUUGUUCUGAAUUAUUUUUUACUGAAUUAGAAUUAACUAAACAUCUACGUGGAUGUAGUUUAUCUUUUCGUCAACAGUAA
Schistosoma guineensis is the source of this 2319-nucleotide messenger RNA. Lineage: Eukaryota; Metazoa; Platyhelminthes; Trematoda; Strigeidida; Schistosomatidae. The record is from the annotation of a GenBank genome assembly.